AUGACCAUGACCAUGACCGUGGCCAUCACCUACCAGUCCAUCUCGUCUGUAGACAUGAGCUAUGAUCUGGGCACGAAGCCGAACCGCGAGGCCGGACCGAUCGAGCGCGUGGUUCUCCAGGAACGACUCGACGAGGACGAAGAUGGCGACGUCGAAGGGGGGCCCGCGGAACGGGGGCCCGCGGAAGAGGGGUUGAAGGGGGAGGGAGAGGAGGUCGGCUUGCUGGACAUGGCGGAACAGGGCUGGGAGGAGGGCGUGGACCGGCCGGCGGACGACGGUAGCGGCGGCGGCGGGGGCGACUUUUCAAUCACGGAGACGAGGACCGCGGGCAGCGACGACGGCGGUACCGGCGUCGGCCUGCGCGUCGACAGGAAUAGCGCCGCGGCUGCCAUGGCCGAGGCGGAGGUGCGGACGGACGCGGCGCGGUCGUCGCAGUUCGGCGCGAUGGAGGGCAGCGGUGGCAGAGGUGAACCAGGAGGAACGAUGGCAACGGGAGGGAGGAGGAAGUUGGAGGAGGGGGUCGAGGGCGGCGGGGUAGAGGUGGUCUCGAGGCUGGAGUACGCCGGCAACGGUAAAAAGGCGAUGCAGCAGUACCAGGAGGAGUACUGGGGGAAGGGCCACCAGGCGGGCGAGGGCGGCAGCGGCGGUGGGUCGGCGGGCGGGGCCGGUUGGGGAACAGUCGUCCGGCCGUCCAUGGCCCCGCGGCUCUCCGUGGACCUCAUCAACGUCGAUCCCGUCAAGGAGCUGGUCAAGAUGGUGAGCAGCGUCACGCGUUGUCUGGGGUUUCCGGCGCUUGUUUUUGUUCCAUCAUGGGCAACAGACCUGUCUAAUGGUUGGGCAGGCCUAUGUAGUGGUUGA
Molecule: messenger RNA, 858 nt
Organism: Ectocarpus sp. CCAP 1310/34
Lineage: Eukaryota; Phaeophyceae; Ectocarpales; Ectocarpaceae
Source: the annotation of a GenBank genome assembly